AUGACCCGCCCAACACUCAAACUGACCUACUUUGACUCGCCUGGCCGCGCCGAGCUGACACGCCUGGCGCUCUUCCUCCACGACAUCCCGUUCGAGGACGAGCGGGUCAGCUACGCUGAAUUUAUGGCGCGCAAGCCGACGCUGCCGUUCCAGCAACUCCCGACGCUCACUGUCGACGGAGAAGUCUUUGCGCAGUCGCACGGCAUGGCGCGGUAUAUUGGCCACCUUACCGGUCUCUACCCAACGUCCAACCCACUGGGUGCGUACCGCGUCGACGAGAUCGUCGCCGCGUCCGGUGAUAUGAUGAGUCGGUAA
Molecule: messenger RNA, 315 nt
Organism: Saprolegnia parasitica CBS 223.65
Lineage: Eukaryota; Oomycota; Saprolegniomycetes; Saprolegniales; Saprolegniaceae
Exons: 1
Coding region: 1-315 (104 amino acids)
Biological process (GO): glutathione metabolic process
Molecular function (GO): glutathione transferase activity
Source: RefSeq, a predicted model, not a curated record